Molecule: messenger RNA, 354 nt
Organism: Amoebophrya sp. A120
Lineage: Eukaryota; Dinophyceae; Syndiniales; Amoebophryaceae
Source: the annotation of a GenBank genome assembly
AUGCAGUUUAUACAACCCCAUCUUUCUCUCCUCCACCCCUCCCAAUCCUCCCGUCGCCGCUCCGCCUACUCCGUACUACAGGAGCGCGGUAUGUAUUGUCGUGCAAACGAAGAACUUAUUUGCCAAAUGUAUCCGGGGACUAUUCUUUUCAGCAUCAUCAGAAGCAUCUGGUUUUGUCACGAGCGGACACGUGGAAAAGUGGAGAUACGCGGCGCCCGAACCGUCAGCAUCGUGAACAGUCAUGUCGGUAGCGCAGUCUGGAUUUGGGGGAAGGUUGGUAAGCCCCAGCUUCCACUUCGUGGCAGCAUUCGCAGAUAUGGGAAGCGUUGCUGCCUCUUGUGCCUCGUUGUAUAG